Messenger RNA from Malania oleifera, 564 nucleotides. RefSeq lists its product as uncharacterized. The record is from RefSeq and is a predicted model, not a curated record. Bases 1 to 564 code for a protein of 187 amino acids. Lineage: Eukaryota; Viridiplantae; Streptophyta; Magnoliopsida; Santalales; Ximeniaceae. Gene Ontology annotation, molecular function: pectinesterase inhibitor activity. The transcript has a single exon. Gene Ontology annotation, biological process: negative regulation of catalytic activity.
AUGACACUGCCGAAGCUCACACUGGCCGUCCUCCCAAUUCUCUUCUUCCUCCUCCGCUGCACCACCGCCCAAGUUGAGGACGAAAAAUUUCACCUGCCCUUCAAAAACCCCUUCACAUCCAAAACAUGCCAGAACGUCUUCCACUCCUCAUUCUGCAAAGACUUCAUGAACUCAAUUCCUAUAGGCAAGAACGGCAAUCUCAAGGACGUCGGCCUCGUCGCGCUGGACCGCACCAUAGCCAACGUCACCAACGUACAACGCCUAAUCAAGGAUCUGGUCAAGACCGCAAACGACCCAAAAGUUAAAAAUGCCCUCACGGGCUGCUUGCAGAACUUCGUCGACGUCGCGCUUCAGCUUGCGGAGGCGACUGCGUCUUUCAAAACUGGGCGUCUCGUGAAGGUGAUUGGGCCGGUGUUGGGCGUCGUCAACGAUGUGCUUUCCUGCGACCAGAGUUUCCAGGGAGCCGGGAAUUGUCCUGCGGCGCCGCCGCCGCUUGCCGAUCAGAACCAAGUUAUAAUUUUGCUGUGCACAACUGUAUUGGGCAUUAUCACAGCCUUGAUUUAG